Messenger RNA from Cajanus cajan (pigeon pea), 1418 nucleotides. Its product is annotated as 1-aminocyclopropane-1-carboxylate oxidase homolog 1. The record is from RefSeq and is a predicted model, not a curated record. NCBI's taxonomy places the organism in Eukaryota, Viridiplantae, Streptophyta, Magnoliopsida, Fabales, Fabaceae.
UUCUCCACGGUAGCCACACUGCUAUUCUGCUAGUUCUCUCUCAAUUUGGAGAUCAAAAACACAAACCAGUUUGAGGAAAUCAUGGAUUCAACUUAUGACAGGAAAGCUGAAGUGAAAGCCUUUGAUGAUUCCAAAGCUGGUGUUAAGGGUCUUGUAGAUUCUGGAGUCACAAAGAUUCCACGCAUGUUCCAUUCUGGCAAGUUGGAUAUCAUUCAAACCUUAGCCACUGAUUCCAAAUUAAGUGUCCCCAUCAUAGACCUCAAAGACAUACACUGUGAUCCCGUUCUGCAUGCAGAAGCAAUUGCCAAAAUUCGAAGUGCAUGUCAUGAGUGGGGAUUUUUCCAAGUCAUUAAUCAUGGAAUUCCAAUCAGUGUGUUGGAUGAGAUGAUUCAUGGAAUUCGGAGAUUUCAUGAACAAGACAGUGAAGUAAGAAAAGAGUUCUAUACAAGGGAUUUGAAGCAAAAAGUUAUGUAUUAUUCAAACUUGAGAUUGUCCAGUAACCACCCCGUUAAUUGGAGAGACACUUUUGGAUUUGCUGUUGCUCCAAAUCCACCCAAACCUGAAGAAAUACCAUACGUAUGCAGGGAUAUUGCAAUUGAAUAUUCAAAGCAACUAAUGGAAUUGGGUUUUAGAUUCUUUGAGCUAUUGUCAGAGGCUUUGGGACUUGAUCCUUCUUACCUUAAAGAAUUGAAUUGUGGUGAAGGACUCUUUAUUGCAGGUCAUUACUAUCCAGCAUGCCCUGAACCUGAAUUAACCAUGGGUGCUACCAAACACACGGAUAGUAACUUCAUGACUUUACUUCUACAAGAUCAACUUGGUGGUCUUCAAGUUCUUCAUCAGAAUCAAUGGGUCAAUGUUCCUCCUGUGCAUGGAGCUCUUGUUGUUAACAUUGGAGAUCUUCUACAGCUUAUCACAAAUGACAGGUUUGUUAGUGUUUGUCAUCGGGUCUUAUCAAAUAAUACAGGCCCAAGAAUUUCUGUAGCAGGCUUCUUUGUAAAUUUACAAGACCCAGUUAAGGGUACAUCAAAGGUGUAUGGUCCACUUAAGGAACUGCUUUCGGAAGAAAACCCACCGAUGUACAGGGACACCACCUUAAAAGAUUACUUGACAUAUUAUUAUUCAAAUGGCCAGCUUGAUGCCAGCUCUUCCUUGGAACCCUUCAGAUUGUGAAUCAAACAUGGGAACAGAAAUUCUAGCAACACAUUUCUUUUAAAAUACUCUCUCCGACCGAACAAAAUAUAUUGAAAAACACAAAAUUUAAUGGAUUAAACAUCAUAUUUAAUAGUGAAUGUAUUAAGAGAAGUGUAUUAGAAAGUGUGUUGCAUGCUAUUGCUAAGACUCUCAACAUGGGAAUGCACUCUUUAUUCUCAUGGAUCUGACUGUAAUUUAUCUAAAUAAGAAGUCACUUUCUCGUUCAA